Messenger RNA from Solea solea (common sole), 2875 nucleotides. RefSeq names its product IQ motif and ubiquitin domain containing (gene iqub). Gene Ontology annotation, biological process: cilium assembly. Gene Ontology annotation, cellular component: acrosomal vesicle; motile cilium. NCBI's taxonomy places the organism in Eukaryota, Metazoa, Chordata, Actinopteri, Pleuronectiformes, Soleidae. Bases 258 to 2567 code for a protein of 769 amino acids. The record is from RefSeq and is a predicted model, not a curated record. Gene Ontology annotation, molecular function: protein binding. The transcript has 14 exons.
AGGAGAACCUUAAGGGAACUUUCUUUGAACAUUGUGUGUCAGCAGGGAAGUGUUGUGAUGGAGAUUAUGGGCCCCCGGGUUUUUGAGCUACGCCCCUGUCCAUUAGAAACAGAGUUUGAGGUUUCUAUAGCAACGUAUAAACACUCUCCUUCAGGGAGGAACAUGGAUCCUGGAAGAGGCCGCUGAGUGAAGGACAAGUUAAGCUAAAGAGCUUGCUAACAGUUUGUAGCCUUCAGUCGGUGAGUUUCACAGCUGCCAUGUCGCGGCAGAGAGAGGAUGAAGACGGGAAGGAUGUUAGGACAACAAGUCCACAUCUAGGUGGAGGUUCUGCGGAGGAGCCGCUAGAGAGUGACAUAGAACCGGGAAGUGAUAAAGACGAGGCGCAGCCUGAGUCCGAGGCUAACGGGACAAACACAGAUGUGACAAAUGAGGUGGAGGAAGCUGAAACUCAGACUGAUGUGACCGACGAUAGCACACAUGUUGGGGAGCCUCAGACUGAAAGUGAUGUGCUGAUGACAGCUGAAGAAGCUGAGACUCAGACAUCAGACAAUGUUGGAAACUCUACAGCCACAGUGAAAGUGCUGCUGGUGCCAGAGGGUCAUGUGAUGACAGUGGCGUUCGUCAUCGGUCUGAGCAUUCAGGAGCUGAAGGGUCAACUCGCCUCAGAGCUCAGAGUUCCUGUGGAGGUGCUGCAGCUCUCUCUGGACGGAAGGGUGCUAGAGGAGAAGCAGAGCCUGAUGGAACUCGGCGUCCAGCCUCACAGCGCCACUCGACUGGAGAUGAGCUCCACCGAUCCAACCGCACACCCGCUGCGCCCCCUUCGCCCCCCAGACCAUGACAACAUGCCAGACGUUAUCACUGUGCGAGUCCAAACUGAUGACGGAGCGCUCCAGGAGGUGGUGUUGGAGAUUGAGCGCUCUCGCCAGCAGAAGACCUUCUUGGGCGGCUACAGACACCGACUCACAGGGCAGGAGUACCAUCACGCUGCCGUCCAGACUCUGCCCAAGAGGAGACCUGACAGAGGGAUAGUCGUCUACAACCGUGACACCCAGACCCAGACAGGCAAGUCUCAUGGUCAGCAGACAUCGGUGAAUGUCUCCACCCAGACGACCAGGAUCGGCUGCUAUGUCUCCUGCAUGAACGACAAACUGGUCACCCCUGGCAACUAUGUCACCGCCUACGAGUACCACCAGAGGAGGCUGAAAGCUGUGAUCUGUCUGCAGUCGUACGCUCGGCGCUGGUUGGCCCAGAAGGUGGUGGAGCAGCUGAAGAUGGAUCGGGAUCGAAGGCUGGCCUGGCACGAGCUGCGAGAGAAGAGGAGGAGGCUAGAGAGGGAAGAGCAGUUGAGAGAACUCCACCAACGCUGGAUGCGACCACAGAAGAAGGAAGACUUAGAUCUGCUUUACCAGGCUCUGGAGGAUUGGAAGUGUGAACAGGAAGACAUGAUCAAUGAGACCAUGCAUGGAAGUGAGAGGAAGGCGGCACUCUGCUGGCUGCUGGAGCAGGAGGCCGAGUUAAUUGCCAGCAUCGGGCGUCAAAAAAUUGCUGUCCAGAACGACAACUACGACAGAGCCAUCAGGAACUUCCUGGACAAGUCUGCUGCUCCUCAUCAGUGGCGAGCAGCGGACGGACAAAUGAUCCAGAUGGACAAUCAACACACCAUCAGAGCCAGAGAGCUACGAGACCUGUACAACGACAUCAACCUUCCCGCGGAGAGCGAAGAGCAGAGACACCACAUUCUGAUGACACUCAAACACACAGUCAAGGAGCACGAGUGUCAACUCACCCGGGACAUCUGGCAGCUGAUUGACAGGGAAGUAGACCUGAUGAGUAAACGAGUUAAGUCGGCCAAGCUGGAGGGGCUGAGGAAAAGGAUCUGCACUCUGUUCCUCCAGUUCAUCAAAAAGCCAGCCUUUAACCCUGAGAUGGCCAAGCUGCUUAAGUUUCCCCAGAAAGCCUGCCAGGAGAAAACCCACAUACUCCGCUGCAUCAGCUGUCAUCGCUACAAAGGUUGUGCGCAGGUGAUCCUGGCUGCCAACGCCCGCCUUAGCGGCCGGUGCCAGGCCUGCGUUAGGCUUGACAACAUGGCUCGAUUGCACAGCGACUUGUCCUGCUACAGAAACAUCCUGAGCAGACUGAGAGACGACGAGCAGCAGCUCAACGAGAGUGCCAAGAUCCCCUUCCUGCUACAGGUGGAGGACGUGCAGCACAUGGUGGAGAAGGUCUGGACGUCCUGCUCGGCUCUAAAUGCCAGCAGUGAGCUCCAUGACCUGGUGUUUGUCCGCUGGGAGCGUGAAAAGGACUGGAGCCCAUGGAACUGCAUCCUCCUGGCAACAGAAGAGACCUCAGCUCACCUGGAAGUGCAAGACGUCCAGGGGGCAUACGCAGCAACGUUCAUCCACGGAAUUAAAUACAAACACAUGCUGGCUCAACGUUACUUCAGGCAGAACCCGGUCAUGUCUGAGUAUCUGGAUGUUCAGCCAGCUGAAACCCAGACCAACCAGCUCCACCCCAAGCUGAUAAUGACAGCUGAGCAAACAUCCGACUCAUCAGCCUCAUCUCCUUAAGAAACACUUCACCACACUGGGGUUUCUCUUUCAUUCACUACUCGUCUCUCUCGCUCUCUGUAAUGCUGCCUAAAUGAUUCUGUCCUCCACAAAAAAGGGUCCAACUUGCAGUGUUUUGGUGAACUUCAUCAGGCAGAUGGUCUGACAUUUAUCCAUUUUUUUAAUAAAAAUGAUAGAAAUCAAUGUCACAAUAGUCCAGUACCAAAUAGGACCAUAUUAUAAUAAUGAUUCCUACUAAAUACUGUCAGAGUGAAACAAUAAUCAAACUCCAUCAUAGUGACUUGUAGGAAAAAAAGACAAAUGAAAAU